GAUGCCCUCAGAGAGAGGGAAAGGGAAAUACUUGCCUCUGGCAGAGUCUACGUAGGACAGGGUGGCUGACUGGCACAUCCUGAGGUUCUCUUCCCCAGUGGAUGGAGGUCCUCACCAUGCCCACUUUCUCCCCUGAAUCAAUUGAAGAAUACUUUGAGUACGAUGAAUCUGCCGAAGCCUGUUAUGUGGGGGACAUCGUGGCCCUUGGGGCAGUGUUCCUGUCCAUAUUCUACUCCCUGGUCUUUGCCUUCGGCCUCGUGGGCAAUCUGCUGGUGGUGUUUGCCCUCACCAACAGCCGGAAACCCAAGAGCAUCACUGACAUCUACCUGCUGAACCUGGCCUUGAGCGACCUGCUCUUCGUAGCCACUCUGCCCUUCUGGACUCACUAUGUGCUCAGCGAACAAGGCCUCCACAACGCCGUGUGCAAACUCACCACCGCCUUCUUCUUCAUCGGCUUCUUCGGAGGCAUAUUUUUCAUGACCGUCAUCAGCAUCGACAGGUACCUGGCCAUCGUCCUGGCCGCCAACUCCUUGAGCAACCGGACCGUGCAACAUGGCGUCACCAUCAGCCUGGGCGUCUGGGCGGCAGCCAUCCUGGUGGCAGCGCCCCAGUUCAUGUUCACAAAGCGAAAAGCAAACGAGUGCCUGGGUGACUACCCCGAGGUCCUCCAGGAAAUCUGGCCGGUGCUCCGCAACGUGGAAGUGAACUUUCUCGGCUUCCUGCUGCCCCUGCUCAUCAUGAGCUUCUGUUACUUCAGGAUCAUCCAGACACUGUUUUCCUGCAAGAACCAGAAGAAAGCUAAAGCCAUCAAACUCAUCUUACUGGUGGUCAUCGUGUUUUUCCUCUUCUGGACGCCCUACAACAUUUUGAUUUUCCUGGAGACUCUCAAAUUCUACGACUUCUUUCCUAGCUGUGACAUGAAGAGGGAUCUGAGGUUGGCCCUCAGCGUGACUGAGACGGUGGCGUUCAGCCACUGUUGCCUCAAUCCCUUUAUCUAUGCAUUCGCCGGGGAGAAGUUCAGAAGAUACCUCUGCCACCUGUACAGGAAGUGCCUGGCUGUCCUGUGUGGUCGUUCGGUGCAUGUCAGUUUCUCCCCGCCCGAAUCACAAAGAAGCAGGCAGGGAAGCAUUCUGAGCAGCAAUUACACUCACUACACAAGUGAUGGAGAUGCAUCCCUCCUUCUCUGAAGGGAUCCACAAAGCCUUGUCUCUACAGAGAACCCAGAGCUCCUGAAUCUGACACUGAGUAAUGAGAACAGAUUUUUCUUGUUGUUGCUUUGUAUGUGCAAGAAAUUUGGACCCAAAACUAACAAAACCACACUAGAGUGUUUUCAAGAAAUGUGCUCAAACUUGGAAUGGUAAAGGGUGCACGUGUCUCUUACUGCAAAUGUCAGGACAUUUUGCUCACAAGUGGCAAAAUUUUAACCCAGACUAUCUUUGUUGAAAAGGGAUCUGUGAGUGGUGUUCUCAUUGUGGCAUUGAUCAGGGGGUGACUGAACCCUCGGGGUGAGUGGAAACCAGGACUUGAAUUUAGCUAGAAUUUGCUCUCUCUCUGAUCCUCAAGGCUUUAAGCAGUGAUAGAUUUUCAAAGCUCACAUCAUACAGCUUUAUCACCAGAGAGGGAAUAAGACCCUUUCCUCUCCAGUCCCAAUGUCAAAUUUUCCAUAGAAAUCUUGAUUGGCCAAGUUUGCAUCAGGUGGUGGACCAGGUGGUGAACCAGGCGGUGGCAUCCGUCUAUAAGAAAGGGAUAUAUGGGAUCAAUAGCCUCCCCUGACCCAAUCUUCUGCUCUCACCUCAAGGUUAGAGGUUGAGAAAGAUGUGUUUCCUACAAGUUAGAGGAGUCGCUACUGUUCUGAUCAGACAGAACAAGAGCCACUCACCCUGUACCUGAGUUAGUUCCUUCCCUGAUCACACAAACCAGCACACACCUCUUCAUUAAACCUUCUUCUAUCUUGUCCCCAUACCUACAAGGGCUCCCCACUGCCCACUGCAUCAAGCCCAAACACAAAUGCCUGACCUCAGACUCUCCACCAUGCAGUUCAACCCACAGAUUCUCCCCUGCUUCCCUCUUCCCAGGGGAUCCCAUCCCCCCGGGCACUCACAUCCAUAUGUCAGCCAUAUCCAACCCUGUCUCUACCAUCAGACUUCACACAUCUCCCUCUACUUGCUCCCAAGCCCACGGGAAGAAGAAAAAAAAAAAGAACGCUGCCCCAAAGUGAAGGGAGGAAUUCCGAUCCCAGCUCUCUCACUUGCCCACUGGGUGGCCUGGGGCCAACUGAGCUUUAGUCCCUACAUGUAUAGAAGGGGGAUGAUGGUAUCUUUUGUGUAGGGAGCAUUCUCUCCAUCAUGAGGAACCAGUCACCAACUCUUGCAAGUCCCAAUCAUCUCACCUGUUUCCCAGACUUCAGCUGUACCCUCGCCUGGCAAUGAGGAGGCUGCACCAUGCCCAAGUGGGACAUAGCCUCCUCAGAGGAGGUCAGUUCCUGCAACAGCCCUCAGUGAACAGCUACAGCUGCAGCUAGGCAGCCUGCAGAAGAGAGUUCACCCUCAGUCUACAAUUGGAUCAUGCCCACUGCUGCCUGAGCUCUGGGCUCCCCAAAACAGGAAAAUGAGCCCCGAGAUCUGCAACCUUCCCAAUCCCCUCAACACAAGCCCUUGCCCAUCUGGAAGACAAUCCCUUUCACUCUUGCCACUACCAACCUGGAGAGACAAGCUAUGACAGCAGUUUUCUUCUUUCAGUUGGUUUAGAAAUUUAUGAAGUAAUCAUGCUAAAGAAAGCAUCAUCUACAAUCUAACCACAUGAGUAUUUUCAUUCCUGGGUUUGCCCAUCAAACCUGUUCACACUCACUUAUUUAGAGUUGCAAUCAUAAAGCACAGUUAUUAUGUAACCUGCUUUCUUCAAUGUUAGAUCCCAAAUAGCUCUGCGUCUGUGUAGUUUUGUAACAGUCCUUUUAGAAGACUCUACCAGAUUGCAUGCUCGUUGAGGCAGAUGUGCUGAUUCAUUGCUGUGUAUCUGGUCUCUCCUUGAUGGUAUGAACAUUUGUUUAAUGAAUGAGAAAAUGAGUCAUGUUCCUUCAAGAUCAUGCACCAUCAUUAACCCACCAUUACUCUGUUGAUAAACAUUUCACUCCUUUCCAAUACUUAGCAAAUACAUAUUUUACAGUA
Messenger RNA from Sciurus carolinensis (gray squirrel), 3164 nucleotides. It is a transcript of the gene Cx3cr1, whose product is annotated as C-X3-C motif chemokine receptor 1. NCBI's taxonomy places the organism in Eukaryota, Metazoa, Chordata, Mammalia, Rodentia, Sciuridae. The record is from RefSeq and is a predicted model, not a curated record. Gene Ontology annotation, biological process: cell adhesion; immune response; G protein-coupled receptor signaling pathway. The coding region runs from base 102 to 1187 and encodes 361 amino acids. Gene Ontology annotation, molecular function: C-X3-C chemokine receptor activity. The transcript has 2 exons. Gene Ontology annotation, cellular component: membrane.